GUUCAGUAGAUUGCCGCUCAUUUUGUCGAUGGCUUCCUUCCGUGUGCAAAAGGAGAGGGCCUUUUAUUCCAGUGAACUUGGCCUUGCAUCACCACGCGUUGAGUGAAAAUCUAUGCGAAAACAUCCUGAGAUGAAAACAAAGACUGGGACCCUGCACUUGGCCUGAGCCUGCCCACGUGCUUCACAUCCUAGGGUUCCAACCCGGGUUCCAGUGGACGUGGCGCUCGGCGUGGCCCCGUGUGACGUGACCGAGUACCAGCCGGAGGACAGCAACCUCUGCUGCCGGCUCUGCCCCGCUGGCCAGUACGUCUUCAAGCCGUGCAGGGUGAACCAUACCGCCGGCGAGUGCCACGUCUGUGAAUCGGGCACCUUCCUCGCCUUCCCUAAUGGCGAGCCUACUUGCCAGAGGUGCAUCCAGUGCCGGAAGGGAGAUCAGGAGGUGGUGGCCAAGUGCUCCCCCACCAGCGACCGGCAGUGUCAGUGCAAAAAGGGGAGCUUCUACUGCAACUCUGUGGACUGCGUGGAAAACUGCCUGCGGUGUAAAAGGUCCUGGGGGCACAGGCGUGGGCCCCUCCUGUCCUCCCAGUAGUACAGACCCCAGGCUCCCAGUGGUGGUGGAGACAGUCCAAACACACAGGCAGUGUCCUGGCGUUGUCCUGUCCCCUUGCAAUGCUACCAGCAACACGGUUUGUGCCACAGAAACUGACCGAGGGCAUCCAGAAAACAAACGUGGGUCUGAGUUCCUCGUGCUGUGGGCGACCCUUAGCGUCAUUCUUGGCGUCGCCGUCGUCGUCGUCAUCGUCCUUGUCGGUAUUUAUUUGUAUAAAAAGAAAGGUGUGCGGGUCUCCUACCAGCCGAUCGUCAGAUUGUUGAAGGGAAGGUCGGAUGGCCCAGGCGGCUUUCCACUGAGAAGCAAUUCGCAGCUUGAGACGGUGCGACCCGAGGCACCUGAGCGGGACAGGCCGGCCCCCGGCACAGAAACCCAGCCCGCGGAGGAGGAGAGCCUGGCCUUGAUGCCCAAGGCCAGGCCCCACCCGGGGCCCUCAGGGGAGCCCGAGGAAAGCCCUGAGCUGCAGGCCAUGGUGGUCGGAGGAAGCCCGGUGGUCCAGGAGCAGACGUUAGAAGCCUCUGCUCCUGCCGCUCCGGAGCCCCAGGACGGGACCCAGGCGUCCCCUUCGCUCAAGAGUCUAGAGGAGCGAUACAAAAAGGAAUAUUUUGUCAAGGAUAACUCCAAAGAAGCUACCACUAGCAUCCAUUAUGAGUUUGUGAAGAGCAGCACAGGAAACGACUGGAAGAUGUUCAUGAGGUUAAUUGGUCUGGAUGAGAUGGACAUUGACUCUUGCGAAUGCGAGAAUCCAGGCAAUUUGAUGGAACAGCGUCAUAAGAUGCUCUUUACGUGGCGAAAGAAGCUGGGAAAGGAAGCUUCUGUUUUUAAACUCCUGGCUGCCCUCCAUAAACUGGGGCUUCAAAUGUAUUUGCAAAACAUUAUAAACAACUUAGUUGCCGAAGGUAUUUUAGGCAGGCAUGUAGGGACCUCCGACUAAAGUGAAGUUUUGGCAUUGGAUUAUGCCUUCAAGCAGGACUUCAAAUGGACUGGAUGUGAUCUUCUUGCCCAGGUCUAUCCUAUUAGGAAUUGUUUGAGUCCCAGGUGAAGUUGUGUGCGUUCUCUGAAUUGAUUUCUACAGAACAUUUCCAUCAGGGAGGUCAGUUUUACGUGCCAGUCGAGAGAGUUUCCCUGCAAGGGACCGGGAGCUUCAGAGACUGCCGGUGGGGACGUCCUGCGGGGACUGGGGAUUCCAGCAAGUUGUGGACUCUUGGCAGAAGGAUCCACUUACUGUGUCGGCUUGAUUCACAUUCCUCAGCCCUCUUCUGGGUGCUGAAGCCAGGAGGGUUUGACUGUUUCUGCCAUGGCCUGCACCGGGUCCAAGUCACUGCGAUGUCCCCAGGACCUAGAACGGGGUGCCAUUGUGACUGAGUGCUCUGUGAGUGUGAACAGCUCAGUGACCAGGAACCUGUACCCGGCAGCUGCAUGAGACCAUCUCAGGGCUUCAGCUGGAGGCCUAGACCCCGGCCUGCUUUUUAAAAAAAAUUUUAAGGGGUGCCUGGGCGGCUCAGUCGGUUGAGCAUCCAACUUCAGCCGGCCCAGGUCACAAUCUCACGGUUUGUGGGUUC
Molecule: messenger RNA, 2172 nt
Organism: Herpailurus yagouaroundi (jaguarundi)
Lineage: Eukaryota; Metazoa; Chordata; Mammalia; Carnivora; Felidae
Product: tumor necrosis factor receptor superfamily member 1A-like
Exons: 12
Coding region: 387-1544 (385 amino acids)
Biological process (GO): TRAIL-activated apoptotic signaling pathway; positive regulation of apoptotic process
Cellular component (GO): plasma membrane; cell surface
Molecular function (GO): protein binding
Source: RefSeq, a predicted model, not a curated record